Messenger RNA from Aureobasidium namibiae CBS 147.97, 543 nucleotides. RefSeq lists its product as uncharacterized. The transcript is spliced from 2 exons. Lineage: Eukaryota; Fungi; Ascomycota; Dothideomycetes; Dothideales; Saccotheciaceae. Bases 1 to 543 code for a protein of 180 amino acids. The record is from RefSeq and is a predicted model, not a curated record.
AUGACGAUUGAAAACAUCAUGAUACAAACUGAUCAAGUCGUCAACGAUGCUGUAUGCUGUACAGUAAACCUUCCCAUUUCUGUACUCAAUACCUUCCUCAAUCAAGUCCACACACAAGAAGACGAAGAAGGAGCGGUGCCGACAUUGACACUGAUUCACGAUCUUCAGACACGAUUCUGGGGACCUACAAAGGAGUUGCGAGAACCAGACAACAACGACAACGACAACAAGGAAAGCAAUGCUGGCAUACUAGACACACCUUUUCUCAAUCUCUCACCUGUCGCCAUUGUUGCAACUCUCCAACACCUGACUAGGACUACAGACUCCGCUAUCCAGACAGAUUGGUUUUUGGUUUUAGACGCUCGGUCUAUGGAGGAUCAUACAGCUGUGAUUGUUAGUGUAGAGCAGGAGGAGGUGAGGCAAGUGAGGGUGGAGUGGAAAACGGCGAGUAGAUAUUUGGCUGCUGCUAGCACAAGUCAUCCGGGUAUUGAUGAAUUGAUAGAGAUUGCGGAGGGGAAUGAGGAUGGAGUGUUGAGGGAUUAA